This is a messenger RNA of Pungitius pungitius (ninespine stickleback), 1851 nucleotides long. RefSeq names its product origin recognition complex, subunit 4 (gene orc4). The record is from RefSeq and is a predicted model, not a curated record. NCBI's taxonomy places the organism in Eukaryota, Metazoa, Chordata, Actinopteri, Perciformes, Gasterosteidae. Gene Ontology annotation, molecular function: ATP hydrolysis activity; DNA replication origin binding. Gene Ontology annotation, cellular component: nuclear origin of replication recognition complex; nucleus. Gene Ontology annotation, biological process: DNA replication initiation; DNA replication. The coding region runs from base 326 to 1630 and encodes 434 amino acids. The transcript is spliced from 15 exons.
AGAUGUUAAAUUAAUUCAGUGUGUGGCUGCUGUAAACGGACCGCUUCAUGUAUUUUUUAAGGGCAAACACAGGGCUGAACGUGCGAGCGGUGUGUCGUAUUUUAGAAUAAUGUGACAGGCUUAAUGUGGAGCAGAGACUGGGAGACGUUUUGUGAGAUAUCUGGUGGUUUAUUGGGCUCUUUUCAUCAGUCAACCAAAAGCCACAGGAAACGUUGAAGUUGUCGGCCAAUCAGAGGCGGAGAAUCCGUAGCAGCCGGAAGUCGUCAUCGCCAGCGGAGCGGCGUUCCCGCGAAGACUUGAGACGUCGCUGAGUAGUCACAGCAUCAUGAGCAAGAGGAAGCUGCAACAUGCUCAUUUGCCGGCGGGAGAAUGCGUCUCACAGCUUCAGGAGUUGUUGAGGCAGCGGCUGUGUCAUCAGCAGCUCCCUGACAGGCCCGAGGGAUUGGAAGCUCAACACAAACACCUCCUGGAGCUGCUGAAGAGGACGUCCGUCCACGGGGAGAGUAACUCGGUGCUCAUCGUCGGCCCCAGAGGAGCCGGGAAAACAAUGCUGCUGAAGUGUGUGCUGCGAGAUCUGCAGGAGGAAAAGGAAGCGGAGAAGAACCUGCUCCAGGUUCACCUCAACGGUCUCCUGCAGACUGACGACAGAAUAGCGCUGAAAGAAAUAACGCGGCAGCUCCACCUGGAAAACGUCGUCGGCGACAAAGUGUUUGGCAGUUUUGCAGAGAAUCUGACUUUCCUGCUGGAGGCGCUGAAGAAAGGUGAUCGCAGCAGCAGCCGCCCGGUGCUCUUCGUCCUGGAUGAGUUCGACCUGUUCGCGGCGCACAAGAACCAGACGCUGCUCUACAACCUGCUGGACGUGUCCCAGUCGGCCCAGGCCCCCGUCGCCGUGGUGGGCGUGACCUGCAGACUGGACGUCCUGGAGCUGCUGGAGAAGCGCGUGAAGUCGCGCUUCUCCCACCGUCAGAUCCACCUGCUGAGCAGCCCCACCUUCGCCGAGUACCUGGGGCGGGUCCGGACCCGCCUCGGCCUGCCGGACCACUUCCCCGACGGCCGGUUCGCGGCGGACUGGAACGCCAGCGUAGAGACUCUGUGUGAAGACAAAUCGGUGGAGGAGGUUCUACGGAGACACUUCAACUCCAGCAAGGACUUCCGCUCCCUGCACAUGCUUCUGAUGUUGUGUCUGAGCCGCGUGACAGUGGCCAAACCCUGCAUCAGGCCCGCGGACCUGCUGGAGGCCAGCAGACUGAGCUUCGCGGACGCCAAGGCGAACAUGCUCCACGGUCUGUCCAUCCUGGAGCUGUGCCUGAUCAUCGCCAUGAAGCACCUGAACGAGGUCUACGAAGGGGAGCCCUUCAACCUGCAGAUGGUUCACAACGAGUUUAAGAAGUUCCUGCAAAGAAAGUCGAACUCCAUGUACAACUUUGAGCAGCCGGUCAUCUUGAAGGCCUUCGAGCACCUGCAGCAGCUGGAGAUGAUCCGGCCGGUCGACAGCUCCUCGGCCAAAACUCAGAGGGAGUACCAGCUGAUGAGACUCAUGCUGGACCACAGUCAGAUCAUGGAGGCCCUGCAGAAGUACCCACAAUGCCCCACGGAGGUCAAGCAGUGGGCCAUGUCGGUGUUCGGCUAGGACUCCGCCUUCACCGCUGUUCUGUUUUCUGUGAAAUGACACCUUAGAGGUUUGGCUGCCAUCUGUGCAGAUGUUUGUAAAAAUGUACUCAGAAUAUCAUUUGUUCUGGACGUCAGUUACUGUAAAUAAUGAGUUAUCAUCUGGUGAUUAAAUAAAAUGUAUCACGUAGCAAUAAUGUUGUCAUUAAAUCAAGACACCAGUUGUGUGAUUUCACUUUGCAC